AUGGAUAUCCCCAUCGCUGCUAAUGUUCUCGGAACAUUAGGUGCACUGAUUCCUCAAAUAAUCAUAAAUUACAACCGGCACCACACAAUCGGGCUCCAACGCUCUAUGAUGCUACUUUGGGCUUGUGCUGGCGUGCCUUUAGGCGCAUUUAAUAUCGCAUCCGGAUUCAAUGUUGCGCUGCUAGUGCAGCCGCAGAUAUUGACUGUUCUGAGUUUGGUUACUUGGGGACAGUGCUUGUAUUAUAGUGAAGGAUGGAGUUUGAAGAAAUGUGUUUUGGUGACAGGAGGUCUUGGGAUAGUCUUUGGAGGAAUUGAAGUGUCAUUUGUUGCGGGGUUGAAGGCCGGUCAACGUAGAGAUCUCGAAUGGCCCGUCAUAUUGAUGGGCGUACUAUCAGCUGUUCUAUUGUCCGCUGGAGUAUUGAGACACUACUAUGAUAUCUAUAUUCAUCGUACUGUCCGUGGUAUCUCAUUCAUCUUUGUGGGUAUCGAUGCUGCUGGAGAUGUAUUUUCUCUAGUUUCUGUUUUCUUUCAACCACACCUUGAUAUACUUGGGAUAGUAAUUUACGCCUCGGAGUUUAUUCUUUGGUGCGGAGUAUUUGCUUGUGGUGGAUACUUCAACCUUCUACCUUGGAUCAAAAGAAGGAUUCAAAAGAGACACGAGAAUGAAGGGGGAAGUGGGAAUGGAACUGAAAACGCGGUAGCUGUUGAAGAGGGAAUUUCACAUAAUAUUGAAUUGGAAAGAGUGAAUUCAGCAGGUUCAAGGACAGUUUUCAGAACUCCUGGGUCAACAAACAGUGUAGACAGAGUAGAUUUGUAA
Molecule: messenger RNA, 816 nt
Organism: Botrytis fragariae
Lineage: Eukaryota; Fungi; Ascomycota; Leotiomycetes; Helotiales; Sclerotiniaceae
Product: putative pq loop repeat protein
Exons: 5
Coding region: 1-816 (271 amino acids)
Source: RefSeq, a predicted model, not a curated record